AGCAGAGGAGCACGAGCACGCUCUCAGAUCCGCGAGUGGCUUCAUGGAGUUAUGUACCACUGAUCCGGCGCCAUGGAUUGCACUGCGCGAUCGUUUCUUUUUCCCAUUUUAAGUCUUUUACUCCGCUACGUCCCCCUUGCGUUCUCCAUCAUCUAUCCUCCCAAUGAAGUGAACCUGUUAGACUCGAAAGCCAGCCAGGGAGAGCUAGGAUGGAUCUCCUACCCGGCACAUGGGUGGGAAGAGAUCAGUGGUGUGGACGAGCACUACACACCUAUCCGGACCUUCCAGGUUUGCAAUGUUAUGGAGUACAGCCAAAACAACUGGCUUCGAACCAACUGGAUCCCUCGCCAGUCGGCCCAGAAAAUCUAUGUAGAGCUCAAGUUUACACUAAGAGACUGUAACUCCAUCCCCCUGGUCUUGGGCACCUGCAAAGAGACCUUCAAUCUCCUUUAUCUGGAGGCGGAUGACGAUCAGGGCAGCCAUUUUAGGGAGCAUCAGUUCUCUAAGAUUGACACAAUAGCUGCGGAUGAGAGUUUUACACAGAUGGAUUUGGGCGACCGCAUUUUAAAACUCAACACUGAAGUUCGAGAAGUUGGACCCUUGUCGAAAAAGGGCUUCUACCUUGCUUUCCAAGAUGUGGGCGCUUGUGUCGCCCUAGUUUCCGUACGAGUCUACUUCAAGAAAUGCCCAAACACUGUAAAAAACUUGGCGGUAUUUCCUGAUACUGUACCGAUGGACUCCCAAUCUCUGGUGGAGGUCAAGGGGUCAUGCGUCAAUCACUCCAAAGAGGAAGAGCCACCGCGAAUGUACUGUAGCACGGAGGGGGAGUGGCUUGUUCCGAUCGGGAAGUGUCUCUGUAACCCGGGAUACGAAGAGAGAAGCAGCACCUGCCAAACGUGCAGAGUCGGCUUCUACAAGUCCGCACUGGGAAAUGUGGAGUGCUCAAAGUGUCCACCUCACAGUUUUUCUCACCACGAGGGGGCGCUGCACUGUGGAUGUGAGAAGAACUACUUCAGGGCAGAGGGAGAUCCAGCCUCCAUGGCCUGCACUCGCCCUCCGUCCGCUCCUCGAAACGUCAUCUCAUCCAUCAAUGAGACAUCUGUGAUCCUGGACUGGAGCUGGCCGGAGGACACAGGCGGGCGCAGGGACCUGACCUUCACCGUCGUGUGUAAGCGCUGUCAGAAGGGUAUCGGUGGAGCUGCUCUAAGGUGUGAGCCCUGCAGAAGCAACGUGCGCUUCUUCCCCCGAGCCUCAGGGCUGCACAACACCACGGUGACGGUGGGAGAUCUGCUCGCGCACACUAACUACACCUUUGAGAUCGAAGCGCUGAACGGGGUGUCUGCUUUGGCGCCCAAGAUGAGACAGUACGCAGCGGUCACCAUCACUACCAACCAAGCAGCUCCCUCUCCUGUGUCCAUGAUCCGCAAAGACAAGACGUCCCGGAACAGUGUAUCCCUGUCCUGGCAGGAGCCUGAGAGACCCAACGGUAUCAUCCUGGACUACGAGAUCAAGUACUAUGAGAAGGAGGAGCAGGAGACCAGUUACACCAUACUUCGCGCCCGCGGUUGUAACGUUACACUGAAUGGUCUGAAGCCUGGUACGGCCUAUCUUCUGCAGAUCAGAGCGCGGACUGCAGCGGGAUAUGGAGCCAGCAGUACCACCUUCCAGUUCGAGACCAGCCCUGACUCUGCCUUCUCUAUUUCUGGUGAGAACAGCCAAGUGGUCCUGAUCGCCGUUUCCUCCGCUGUGGCCAUCAUCCUCCUGACGGUGCUGCUGUAUGUCUUGAUUGGCAGGUUCUGUUGCCGUAGCAAAUCAAAACAUCCUGAUGAAAAACGACUCGAGUUUGGCAAUGGACACUUGCGUCUCCCUGGGAUCCGCACCUAUGUGGACCCUCACACGUAUGAAGAUCCCAGUCAGGCUGUGCAUGAGUUUGCUAAAGAGCUGGAGGCCUCGAGUAUUUCCAUUGACAAAGUUGUGGGAGCAGGAGAGUUUGGGGAGGUGUGCAGCGGCCGUCUGAAGCUUCCCAGUAAGAAGGAGAUCUGUGUGGCCAUCAAGACCCUGAAGGGAGGAUACACAGACAAGCAGAGGCGGGACUUCCUGGCCGAGGCCUCAAUCAUGGGACAGUUUGACCAUCCCAACAUCAUCAGACUGGAGGGAGUCGUCACCCGCAGUAAACCAGUCAUGAUCGUCACUGAAUACAUGGAGAAUGGGUCCCUCGACAGCUUCCUCAGAAAACAUGAUGCCCAGUUCACAGGGAUCCAGCUGGUGGGCAUGCUCCGCGGGAUCGCCUCAGGGAUGAAGUACCUGUCUGACAUGGGCUAUGUGCACAGAGACCUGGCGGCUCGAAACAUCCUGGUCAACAGUAACCUAGUGUGUAAAGUGUCUGACUUCGGCCUGUCCAGAGUCUUAGAGGACGACCCCGAGGCGGCCUACACCACCAGGGGGGGGAAAAUCCCAAUUCGGUGGACAGCUCCAGAAGCCAUUGCGUACAGAAAGUUUACUUCAUCCAGUGACGCCUGGAGUUAUGGCAUCGUUCUCUGGGAGGUGAUGUCAUACGGAGAGCGGCCAUAUUGGGAAAUGUCCAAUCAGGAUGUAAUAAAAGCAGUGGAUGAGGGGUACCGCCUGCCCCCGCCCAUGGACUGCCCGGCGACUCUGUACCAGCUCAUGUUGGACUGUUGGCAGAAGGAGAGGAAUAAUAGACCCAAGUUUGAACAAAUUGUCAGUAUCCUGGACAAACUAAUCCGCAACCCUGGGACCCUCAAAAUCACAGCCAACACCACUUCCAGACCGGCUAACCUGUUGCUGGACCGGAGCAGCUCGGAGGCGCCUGUGUCCGUGGGCUCUCUGUCGGACUGGAUGGAUGGCAUGAGGACGUUACCGUGUAAAGAAGCCUUUUCUGGGGUCAGCUACAGCUCUUGUGACACACUGGCAAAGACCUCCACAGAAGAUUUAAAAAAGGUCGGCGUUACUGUGGUCGGAUCGCAAAAGAAGAUCGUGAGCAGCCUCAAAGCCCUCGAUUCCACCACGAAGAACGGACCGGUACCUGUUUAAGAAGAGACAAACUAACUAACUGCAGUCGCUAAUUGCACUCUCAUCUAUUUGAGUGCAUAACUUGGAAACGGAACGGGAAGAUUCAACAAACUUUUUGUAACAGAAAGACAUCAUUUGGUCCUAUACGAGUGUCAACUGUACACUGCUUUGAAAUGCCUUACUGACUAAAAAAACGUGGUACGCCAAGAAGGUCCAAGGGAUAUUGUCAGGGAUGCUAAUUGCUAAUGGGGACUAGCACGCUUAAAGUCCCCGGCUAUCGCAAGAUUGGUGAAAAUACCGGGACUUCCGAGCAGCGGCAUGUUGUGGUGGACCGUUUACGGACUUUCGAGGCAUGAGACUUACCUUCCUACUACCUACAUUAACGAAAGAACUGAGCUGGAGCCAUUAUUUUGAUUGCAUAGCUCUAACCCUUAGCAUUCACCUAAAAGCAAUAACUGUGAUAAUCAACCCAACACAUUUCAGUACCUUCUUGUUUUUCCAUAAUUGUUUUCGAAAUAUCCACGAAAAUUUCUGUCAAUACUCAGGAUGUUGUUAAUCUCAGUUUGCUAAGAGGAACUAAAAGGAGUUAGACAAGUGUGAAUUGACAAAGUGGUAUCGUUAAACCAGCUGUCUCGAAUGGCAUUGGGUUGCAAAAAUGUGUUAGUAAUACAAGCUUGUUUGGACUUUCUCAAUUAGGAAAGAAGCAAGCGCCGUUUCAGUAUCUGAUCUUCUGCUUCCAUGCAAAAUCCACAAUGGUACUUCCAGUAAUCAUUUGUUUUGGAUUACAUUUAUAUAUCAUUAUUAACACAAGCCAUGAACGUGUUUUGCUAUGUCAUAUUUUAACUCAUGAUUCUUGUGUAUCGCAAAAAAGUUGAGUGCCUCCUGCAUUUGAGUUGGAUAUCAAUGGAAAUGGCUGAAUAGUUUUUUUUGAAAAAUUCAUAUUUUAUUCUGCCUCUCUGCGGCUUGUAUCAUAUUUUUCUCAUCACACUAGGACUGCAAAUGCCCUGGAAGAUGCAACACUUUCUGGUAAGAUUAUUUUCAGUGUGUCCAGGCUGAGUUUUCCCAAAGGCACCGUCAAUAAGAAGUGAUUUUUGUAUUGUUUACAUUGCUAAGGCCUUGCUCUGAUGUAAAAUGUAUUUUUUUCGACGCACGUCCGGCGUUUCAGAUGAAUUAUUCAACGUGAGGUUACAUUCUCGCUUUCUUUCAAGACAUGCGCAGUUUGCGACAGAAAUAUUCAAAUACCAAUUUACUUUUAACUUUAUAAAACUUCAUUUAUUUAUACAAGACAACACAGUUUGAUUUCCAGUAAGAAAAAACAGACUGUAUAUAUAAAUGGACGUAACUAACCUGCUAACCAUCACGUUCCAAGCUCCAUUGACUCUGACUCCAAUUCACUUUACAUUGAAAAAUUGUCACCCCUUCCUCCGUAACUGUUACUGUCUUCAAUUUAGUCUUAAAAUGUUCAUAUUAACCUGCUCUACCUGAUCUGGGUGUUUUUAUUUUGCUAUUGUGUCCAUAAAUAAAUCUAUAAACAUUAAUAACAGACAAAUCAGCUGCCUCCUUUCCACAAGGUCACUCCCGCUAGCUUUAGCAACAGGUUUGAUUGACAGUGUUGCUAAGUGCCCGCCCCUGCCAAACCAGCGGGACAACAGCUUCGCUCCAGAUUGGCUCUUUGGGUGCUAAAGUGCUUGCAGCCAGAAUUCCAAAUAUGGCUCCAAAUUCGCCCCUGUAACUGCUAGCUUCAAUGAGCUUCAUUUGA
Molecule: messenger RNA, 4789 nt
Organism: Periophthalmus magnuspinnatus
Lineage: Eukaryota; Metazoa; Chordata; Actinopteri; Gobiiformes; Gobiidae
Gene: epha3
Product: eph receptor A3
Exons: 17
Coding region: 73-3051 (992 amino acids)
Biological process (GO): axon guidance; cell surface receptor protein tyrosine kinase signaling pathway; protein phosphorylation
Cellular component (GO): neuron projection; plasma membrane
Molecular function (GO): transmembrane-ephrin receptor activity; protein binding; ATP binding
Source: RefSeq, a predicted model, not a curated record